Molecule: messenger RNA, 1053 nt
Organism: Verticillium dahliae VdLs.17
Lineage: Eukaryota; Fungi; Ascomycota; Sordariomycetes; Glomerellales; Plectosphaerellaceae
Exons: 5
Coding region: 1-1053 (350 amino acids)
Source: RefSeq, a predicted model, not a curated record
AUGUCGGCCGAGGGUUGGACAUAUGGCACCCCUGUGGGCACAGCCAACGAUGGCCCUAUGAUUACCGGGAUCGCCAUCGCCUUUACGACACUGUCUCUAAUUGUUAUUUGCCUCCGCAUGUAUGUGAGAGGAUUCCUGAUCAAAGCCACCGGAGCGGACGACUGGAUUAUCUGCUUCACCUGGAUUGGCUGCGCCGGAUUUGCCAUUGUCACCAUCAUUCGUGAGUUCAUCCACGCUGAGCAGUCUUGUGCCGCAUCCGUUAACGCUCCAGCAGAGACAAAAUGGGGUCUUGGUCUAUUGCAUCUUGAUGAUUUUCCAGAGGAAAACGUCUACCAAUUCGGUCUUCUGCAGUAUAUGGGCGCUCCGUUCUACAUUACCAGCAUCUACGGCUUCAAGCUCAGCCUCCUCUUCUCCUACCUCCGAAUCAUACCCAAGGGUGUCUAUCGCUAUGCAACAUACAUAGUCAUUGCCCUCUGCAGCAUGUUCCACCUUUCGUUUCUAAUUGUUCAGAUCAACCUCUGCACCCCUACCCGCCUCCAAUGGGACACCUCCGUCGCCGGCACUUGUGUCAAGGCCGUACACUUCUACCUCAGCAUGGCCUCCCUGACGAUCUUGUUUGACGUCAUUCAGCGCCGCAAGAAGCUCGUCCUUCUGGGCCUCCUGGCUCUGGGUGUCUUCACUACCAUCAUUCAGAUUUUCCGCAUCCAGACUGUUGUCCUCUUGGCCAACUACCUCGACUCCGCCCCGCUCAUCAUGUGGUCCACCAUCGAGAACAAUCUCGGCGUCAUAGUCACCUGCGUCCCGACUCUGGCACCAUUAGUCAAGGCUUUCCGCGAGAGGAGCACUGGUGCCUCCGGCGGGCCUUCGCAAAAGUACGCUGCUCAGGGUACCGGCGCGUCGAGCGCUGCGCGCGGCGGGGAUUUUGCCAUGCGCAGCUGGAGGGGAAGAGGCAGUGGAAUCAUGCCGCUUGGUAGCGGUGUUGACCACGAGUUUGGAAGGGGACGAGCGACGCCGGCAGCACAGAGUUUAUUCUCGACGGAACAGGCAUCGUGA